Messenger RNA from Coregonus sp. 'balchen', 16478 nucleotides. The record is from the annotation of a GenBank genome assembly. NCBI's taxonomy places the organism in Eukaryota, Metazoa, Chordata, Actinopteri, Salmoniformes, Salmonidae.
CUGGAGGCCCGGAUGCAGCUGGAGCCCAGAACCAUCACUGUGCUGCGAGGUGACACGGCCCGGCUGAUCUGCAGCACGGCUGAGCCCUGGCAGGUCAUGGUGUGGAUCCUCAACGGUGGCUCUGUGUUGACCAUCUCAGCCCAGUACGGUAUUCUCUCAAACAACCCCAAUGUGACCGCCAUGAACCGCUCCACCAAUCAGCUCUCCAGCUGGGAAUUUGCACUGAAGAGAGUCCAGCGCAGCCACCAGGGAGAGGUGACCUGUGACCUCCAAAACAUCCAGAGGCAAACUGCCGAUCUGUUUGUUCAAGGUUUGUGUGCUUUUCUCAUUUGGCUGUCCUUGAGGUGGCUGUCUACUGGCAGGCUGACAAUAUUCAGUAUGGCAGAGAAACAAAGGAGCCACGGUUACUGUACGGCAAAGGUUUUUCAAGAGAGGAUUUCAAAAGCCAGCUGUGAAGUGGGAUUUUCUAUUCUUAUGGAUUCUCUCUCUCUCCUUGUCUCUCACACAUGUACGCACACUCACGUGUACACGUUCAUACACACACAAAGAAAACGAAACAGAUGGAACCCCUUUUGAAAACAAUGGCAGAAUGAAAUAAGACAGAAAGGGGAAUUUAACCUUGACUAGGAGAACAAAAAGUUGAACCUCAUCCUUGAUGAUGCCACCCACACACUCCCUGACACUAGAGACAAAAACUAAAUGUUUUCCUAAGCCAUAUUGGCUUGUUGUUUUAAUUGAAUGCUUUUGUUUUAACUUGUUUGGGGUUUCAUGCAUGCAGCAGAUUUUCUCCAGUUUUUCUCAAAGCAGCUGAUUUGGUUGUUGGGCAUCGAUCCAGGUGUAUAUCAAUGGAGGGAAUUUAUUUGGGGCCUGUCUUAGAGUAAGACUGCUGCAGUGGCUGUAUGACAUUGUUGAUGCCAGGGUUGGAGGGUGUGGGAUGGAAAUCGAUUGGGCCAGUUAUAAAUACAGGGUGGAGGGCACUCUCCUGAGCGCCAGUCAUACACCAGCCGGGAUUUAGAGUAUGUCAUCCCUCACCUGAUACGCCCUCCCUCUAUCCCUGUAUUCCUCUAUUGCUCUAUCCAUCUUUUCCUGUUUCCCUCUUUCCCUGUUUCCCUUUUCCCCCCUCUAUCUCUCUUUCCAUAUGUUUCUCCAUCUCUGUUUCUUGACUUGGAUGCCGAUUAAGGCAGCCCCCCGCACCUCUCUGAUUCAGAGGGGUUGGGUUAAAUGCGGAAGACACAUUUCGGUUGAAUGCAUUCAGUUGUACAACUGACUAGGUAUCCUCUUUCCUUUUCCCCUCUGUCCCUGUUUCCCUCUAUCCUUCUGUUUCCCUCUAUCCCUCUGUCCCUGUUUCCCUCUAUCCCUCUCUCUGUUUCCCUCUAUCCCUCUGUCCCUGUUUCCCUCUAUCCUUCUGUUUCCCUCUAUCCCUCUGUCCCAGUUUCCCUCUAUCCUUCUGUUUCCCUCUAUCCCUCUGUCUCGGUUUCCCUCUAUCCCUCUCUCUGUUUCCCUCUAUCCCUCUCUCUGUUUCCCUCUAUCCCUCUCUCUGUUUCCCUCUAUCCCUCUGGCCCUGUUUCCCUCUAUCCCUCUCUCUGUUUCCCUCUAUCCCUCUGUCCCUGUCUCCCUCUAUCCUUCUGUUUCCCUCUAUCCUUCUGUUUCCCUCUAUCCUUCUGUUUCCCUCUAUCCCUCUCUCUGUUUCCCUCUAUCCCUCUGUCUCUGUUUCCCUCUAUCCCUCUCUCUGUUUCCCUCUAUCCCUCUGUCCCUGUUUCCCUCUAUCCCUCUCUCUGUUUCCCUCUAUCCCUCUCUCUGUUUCCCUCUAUCCCUCUCUCUGUUUCCCUCUAUCCCUCUCUCUGUUUCCCUCUUUCCCUCUGUCCCUGUUUCCCUCUAUCCCUCUCUCUGUUUCCCUCUAUCCCUCUGUCCCUGUUUCCCUCUAUCCUUCUGUUUCCCUCUAUCCCUCUCUCUGUUUCCCUCUAUCCCUCUCUCUGUUUCCCUCUAUCCCUCUCUCUGUUUCCCUCUAUCCCUCUCUCUGUUUCCCUCUAUCCCUCUCUCUGUUUCCCUCUAUCCCUCUCUCUGUUUCCCUCUAUCCCUCUGUCUCUGUUUCCCUCUAUCCCUCUCUCUGUUUCCCUCUAUCCCUCUCUCUGUUUCCCUCUAUUAAUUUGUCCCUGCAUCCAUCCUUUUGUUCCAUUGGGAGGAUUUAAACCACUGUUUCACAUAAUGGAUUUCCUAGUCAGGCAUGGUUUCCAAAGUAUCACUGUCUGUGCUUUGAACUAUUGGUUAUCUUGUUCAAAUUUAUUCUAUUGAUAUAUUUGCAGCAAGUUCAUUAAUGACUGAAAAUUCUCUUCUUGAACUUUUAUUUGGAUCUUGAGGACAUUACUGUUUUCCUUGUUGUUAUUCAAUUUCUUAUCGUUGAUGCAGUGCUUUCCCCACUGUAAUCACAGUGCAUUUCUCUGAUUUCCAGUAUGCAGAUAGACUCUGUUCCACAGGGGCGAAGGUGUGGAGAGAUUGAGUGGCACAAAUAUUGAAUAGUGUUCAAAAGUCAGGGCAGGAUAACAAUCAGAGCUCCUCCGCAGUUUUUGCUGAAAUUGUUAUCUCUCCAAGCCAAAAGUAUCCCAGUGAAUCAUCUCAGAGAGUUUGCUGGGGAUGCCCUGCAUGGCAAAGAAUUACCACAGAGAAUACUCAGCCAGAAAUGAAGAAAGAUGAAGGAUGAUUACAAGCCGUACUCUGGGACAGGAUUCACCAAAACUGAUAAGCUGGUAUGGACAGUAGCAAUGCUAGGAGGUGUUGCUGAUAUCUCCUCUACAUUCUACAGUCAUAUAAUCUUAUUAUAAACUCCACUCAUGUCACGCGUGCUGUAGGUGGGUGCAGUGGUGGAAUCAAACGCAGGACACCGAAGUAUAGUCCAACAGACUUUAGUAAUCUCCAGCAAGGAAAUAAGACAACUCUUGCCCGAAGGCGAAAUUACGCACGAAGGCGAAACAAAACGAAAGCGCACAAAACAGGUGCGAACACUCCAACGCAGUGGAGGGAAGCUCAACCGAGCGAAAUCACAAAUGAAGCCCUACACACGACAGACCAAAAUCAAUAACACACAACACUAGACAAACACAACGAGAAACUUAUAGGACACUAAUUACGCUAAACGAGAACAGGUGUGACAACAAACAGACAAAAGCAAACGAACAUGAAACAUACAACGGUGGCAGCUAGUAUUCCGGAGACAACGAACGCCGAAGCCUGCCCGAACAAGGGAGAGAGGCAGCCUCGGCCGAAACCGUGACAGUACCCCCCCCUUGACGCGCGGCUCCAGACGUGCGCCGACUCCGGCCUCGGGGACGACCCGGAGGACGCGGAGCAGGGUGCGUCGGGUGCCCACGAUGGAAUUCCGUCAGGAGAGACGGGUCCAAAAUGUCUCUCCUUGGCACCCAGCACCGCUCCUCCGGACCGUACCCCUCCCACUCCACUAGAUACUGGAGACCCCCCAUCCGACGUCUCGAAUCCAAGAUGGACCUCACGGAGUACGCCGGUGCCCCCUCGAUGUCCAAUGGGGGCGGAGGAGUCUCCCUGAUCUCACUUUCUUGGAGUGGGCCAGCUACCACCGGCCUGAGAAGGGACACAUGGAACGAGGGGUUAAUACUUUUAUAUUCAACAGGUAGUUGUAAUUUGUAACACACCUCGUUCAACCUUCCCAGGACUUUAAAUGGCCCUACAAACCGCCGACCCAGUUUCCGACAGGGCAGGCGGAGGGGCAGGUUUCUGGUAGAGAGCCAGACUCGAUCACCAGGUGCGUACACCGGUCCCUCACUGCGGUGGAGAUCGGCGCUCGCCUUAUGACGUCGGAGGGCCCGCUGCAGGUGGACGUGUGCAGCGUUUCCAUGUCUCCUCCGAGCGCCGCGCCCACUCAUCCACCGCAGGAGCCUCGAUCUGGCUCUGCUGCCAAGGUGCCAGAACCGGCUGGUACCCUAACACACAUUGGAAAGGGGUUAGGUUAGUGGAGGAAUGGCGUAGGGAAUUCUGGGCCAUUUCGGCCCAGGGAACGUACCUUGCCCACUCCUCCGGCCGGUCCUGGCAGUAUGUUCUAAGAAACCUACCCACAUCCUGGUUCACAUGUUCCACCUGCCCAUUACUCUCCGGGUGGUAACCCGAGGUGAGGCUCACCGAGACCCCCAACCGCUCCAUAAAAGCUCUCCAGACUCUGGAGGUAAAUUGGGGACCUCGAUCAGACACAAUAUCCUCGGGUACCCCGUAGUGCCGGAACACAUGGGUGAAUAGGGCUUCGGCAGUUUGCAGGGCGGUAGGAAGACCCGGCAUGGGGAGCAAACGACAGGCCUUAGAAAACCGGUCCACAACGACCAGUAUAGUGGUAUUCCCCUGUGAAGGAGGAAGGUCAGUAAGGAAAUCCACCGAGAGGUGGGACCAUGGUCGUUGUGGAACGGGCAGGGGUAGUAACUUACCCCUAGGCAGAUGUCUAGGCGCCUUACACUGUGCGCACACCGAGCAGGAGGAAACAUAAACCCUCACAUCCCUUGCCAACGUGGGCCACCAGUACUUGGCACUAAGACAGUGCACUGUCCGGCCGAUACCCGGGUGUCCAGAGGAGGGUGACGUGUGAGCCCAAUAGAUCAAUCGAUCCCGAACCUCGAGCGGAACAUACUUCCGACCCUCCGGGCAUUGUGGUGGACUAGGGUCGGUGCGUAACGCCCGCUCGAGCUCAGCAUCGACCUCCCACACUACCGGUGCCACCAGACACGACUCCGGCAGUAUGGGAGUGGGCUCCACGGACCUCUCCUCCGUGUCAUACCGCCGAGACAGCGCAUCUGCCUUACCGUUCUGUGACCCAGGGAUGUACGUGAUCUUAAAUGUAAACCGGGUCAAAAACAUAUUCCAUCUAGCCUGCCGAGGGUUUAGCCUCCUCGCUGCCCGGAUGUACUCCAGGUUACGGUGGUCCGUCAAAAUGAGGAAAGGGUGUUGAGCCCCCUCAAGCCAGUGCCUCCACACCUUUAGGGCCUGUACCCCGGCUAACAGCUCCCUGUCCCCUACGUCAUAGUUACGCUCCGCCGGACUGAGCUUCUUGGAAUAGAAGGCACAGGGGCGGAGUUUAGGUGGCGCGCCUGACCGUUGUGAAAGCACGGCUCCAAUACCAGCCUCAGACGCGUCCACCUCUACCUGAAAUGGUAAAGAGGGAUCCGGAUGCGCCAGCACUGGAGCCGAGGUAAACAGGUCCUUCAGCCUCCCAAACGCCCUGUCCGCCUCGGCAGACCACUGCAGACGCACCGGGCCCCCCUUCAAGAGAGACGUGAUGGGAGCUGCCACCUGUCCAAAACCCCGGAUAAACCUCCGGUAGUAAUUCGCAAACCCCAAAAACUGCUGCACCUCCUUCACAGUGGUUGGUGUUUGCCAAUUACGCACGGCUGACACCCGGUCUACCUCCAUCUUCACCCCUGACGCAGACAACUGAUACCCCAAAAAGGAGACCGACUCCUGGAAAAACAGACACUUCUCUGCCUUAACAUACAGGUCGUGCUCCACCAGCCUCCGCAACACUCUGCGCACCAGGGCCACAUGCUCGACACGGGUAGGCGAGUACACGAGAAUGUCAUCUAUGUACACCACGACCCCCUGCCCCUGCAUGUCCCUGAAGAUCUCAUCCACGAAUGAUUGGAAAACUGACGGAGCGUUCAUCAACCCGUAUGGCAUGACAAGAUACUCGUAAUGGCCCGAGGUGGUACUAAAGGCUGUCUUCCAUUCAUCGCCCUCCCUGAUGCGCACCAAGUUGUACGCGCUCCUGAGAUCUAAUUUAGUGAAGAAACGCGCCCCAUGCAAGGACUCAGUCAUGGUCGCAAUCAGCGGGAGUGGAUAACUGUACUUCACCGUGAUCUGAUUGAGACCACGGUAAUCGAUGCACGGGCGCAAACCACCAUCCUUCUUCUUCACAAAAAAGAAACUCGAGGACGCAGGGGAAGUGGAAGGCCGUAUGUAUCCUUGUCUCAGAGAUUCGUCUAUGUAAGUCUCCAUAGCUUUCUUCUCCUCCUGAGACAGAGGAUACACAUGGCUCCGUGGGAGCGCAGCUCCUGCCUGGAGGUCUAUCGCACAAUCUCCCUGCCUAUGGGGCGGCAACUGCGUCGCCCUCGACUUACUAAACGCAAUAGCCAAAUCCCCAUACUCAGGGGGAACGUGCAAUGCGGGCACCUGGUUUGGACUCUCCACCGAGGUAGCCCCUACGGAAACGCCUAAACAUCUACCCACACACUGGGCAGACCACUCCAUCAGAGCCCUCUCCUGCCACGAAAUAGAUGGGUUAUGGGUACUCAACCAGGGCAUGCCCAGCACCACCGGAUACGCAGGAGAGUCAAUCAGAAAUAGCUGAAUCAUCUCCUGAUGACCCCUCUGACCCAGUUUCCCUCUAUCCUUCUGUUUCCCUCUAUCCCUCUCUCUGUUUCCCUCUAUCCCUCUGUCUCGGUUUCCCUCUAUCCCUCUCUCUGUUUCCCUCUAUCCCUCUCUCUGUUUCCCUCUAUCCCUCUCUCUGUUUCCCUCUAUCCCUCUGGCCCUGUUUCCCUCUAUCCCUCUCUCUGUUUCCCUCUAUCCCUCUGUCCCUGUCUCCCUCUAUCCUUCUGUUUCCCUCUAUCCUUCUGUUUCCCUCUAUCCUUCUGUUUCCCUCUAUCCCUCUCUCUGUUUCCCUCUAUCCCUCUGUCUCUGUUUCCCUCUAUCCCUCUCUCUGUUUCCCUCUAUCCCUCUGUCCCUGUUUCCCUCUAUCCCUCUCUCUGUUUCCCUCUAUCCCUCUCUCUGUUUCCCUCUAUCCCUCUCUCUGUUUCCCUCUAUCCCUCUCUCUGUUUCCCUCUUUCCCUCUGUCCCUGUUUCCCUCUAUCCCUCUCUCUGUUUCCCUCUAUCCCUCUGUCCCUGUUUCCCUCUAUCCUUCUGUUUCCCUCUAUCCCUCUCUCUGUUUCCCUCUAUCCCUCUCUCUGUUUCCCUCUAUCCCUCUCUCUGUUUCCCUCUAUCCCUCUCUCUGUUUCCCUCUAUCCCUCUCUCUGUUUCCCUCUAUCCCUCUGUCUCUGUUUCCCUCUAUCCCUCUCUCUGUUUCCCUCUAUCCCUCUCUCUGUUUCCCUCUAUUAAUUUGUCCCUGCAUCCAUCCUUUUGUUCCAUUGGGAGGAUUUAAACCACUGUUUCACAUAAUGGAUUUCCUAGUCAGGCAUGGUUUCCAAAGUAUCACUGUCUGUGCUUUGAACUAUUGGUUAUCUUGUUCAAAUUUAUUCUAUUGAUAUAUUUGCAGCAAGUUCAUUAAUGACUGAAAAUUCUCUUCUUGAACUUUUAUUUGGAUCUUGAGGACAUUACUGUUUUCCUUGUUGUUAUUCAAUUUCUUAUCGUUGAUGCAGUGCUUUCCCCACUGUAAUCACAGUGCAUUUCUCUGAUUUCCAGUAUGCAGAUAGACUCUGUUCCACAGGGGCGAAGGUGUGGAGAGAUUGAGUGGCACAAAUAUUGAAUAGUGUUCAAAAGUCAGGGCAGGAUAACAAUCAGAGCUCCUCUGCAGUUUUUGCUGAAAUUGUUAUCUCUCCAAGCCAAAAGUAUCCCAGUGAAUCAUCUCAGAGAGUUUGCUGGGGAUGCCCUGCAUGGCAAAGAAUUACCACAGAGAAUACUCAGCCAGAAAUGAAGAAAGAUGAAGGAUGAUUACAAGCCGUACUCUGGGACAGGAUUCACCAAAACUGAUAAGCUGGUAUGGACAGUAGCAAUGCUAGGAGGUGUUGCUGAUAUCUCCUCUACAUUCUACAGUCAUAUAAUCUUAUUAUAAACUCCACUCAUGUCACGCGUGCUGUAGGUGGGUGCAGUGGUGGAAUCAAACGCAGGACACCGAAGUAUAGUCCAACAGACUUUAGUAAUCUCCAGCAAGGAAAUAAGACAACUCUUGCCCGAAGGCGAAAUUACGCACGAAGGCGAAACAAAACGAAAGCGCACAAAACAGGUGCGAACACUCCAACGCAGUGGAGGGAAGCUCAACCGAGCGAAAUCACAAAUGAAGCCCUACACACGACAGACCAAAAUCAAUAACACACAACACUAGACAAACACAACGAGAAACUUAUAGGACACUAAUUACGCUAAACGAGAACAGGUGUGACAACAAACAGACAAAAGCAAACGAACAUGAAACAUACAACGGUGGCAGCUAGUAUUCCGGAGACAACGAACGCUGAAGCCUGCCCGAACAAGGGAGAGAGGCAGCCUCGGCCGAAACUGUGACAACUCAUAUUGGGAAGUUGGACCAAAGACAAAUUGGUUGUAAACAAGAAAAGCUGUGAAAUGAAUAAUUCAUUUUGCGAUAAAAACAUAAAUAUUGUAUUAAUGUUUACUCUGCAACGUUUUAGCAUAAACAUGAAUGAGAUGGUUAUGAUGAUGAUAUGUAAAAAAACAACAACAUGAUGAUGACAUAUCGCCGGGUGAUGAAUCUCUAUUACACCAUACAGGAAAUUCAGAUAGUCCCCUUUCCUUUCUCAUUAUUCAGCUAAUUUCGCCCUGCUGUCCUCCAUGCAAAAAGGAGGGAACAAAGCAAUGACCCAUUGCCUUCAAUAUAUUACAGGAGUCCUCCUUUAUUACCAGAGUUACACAUUAUCCCUGACAUACACUGAGUAUACCAAACAUUAGGAACAGCGUCCUAAUAUUGAGUUGCACAACCCCUUUUGCCAUCAGAACAGACUCAAUUCAUCGGGGAAUGGACUCUACAAGGUAUCGAAAGCGUUCCACAGGGAUGCUGGCCCAGUUGUGUCAAGAUGGCUGGAUGUCCUUUGAGUGGUGGACCAUUCUUGAUACACACAGGAAACUGUUGAGUGUGAAAAACCCAGCGGUGUUGCAGUUCUUGACACAAACCGGUGUGCUACUACCAUGCCCUGUUCAAAGGCACUUAAAUAUUUUGUCUUGCCCAUUCACCUUCUGGAUGGCACACAUACACAAUCCACGUCUCAAUUGUCUCAAGGCUUAAAAAUCAUUAUUUAAUAUGUCUCCUCUCCUUCAUCUACACUGAUUUGAAGUGGAUUUAACAAGUGACAUCAAGAGGGAUCAUAGCUUUCACCUGGAUUCACCUGGUCAGUAUAUGUCAUGGAAAAAGCAGGUGUUCUUAAUGUUUUAUAUACUCAGUGUAUGUAACCACUACCCAUUAACAAUAGUGCAUGGUGGAUCAAGCCCUCCAGUGUGGAUGCAGAGGAUCUCAGAGCCUUUUAAUUAAUAGUGCAUCUAGGCGUUUUCCAGUUACCAGUCAGCAACUCUGCUGGUGAUUUGUGGCCCGUUGGUCCAAAUAUACCAUAUUCACUGGAGACUGGCCCCUUGCUCUCCUCAGCCCUCCAUUCUAAUUGUCCAAUAUGAAUGUGAUGUAAACACACCCACACAGAACGUAUACACACAUACUGCUUGCAGACACACAAACAAACACACACAUACAUGCACGUACACACGCACGUGUACACGCACACGCACACACACACACACGCAGACACACACACACACACACACACACACAUAUUCUCUUGAACAAAUCAAUAUGUCUGUAUGGGGUUGUUGAAUAUGAACAGAAUGUGCUGUAAGGGCCAGAGCCGAGGAUGAGGCCACUCUGAUGUAAAUCAGAGACGAGUGAGUGUGCCUUUCGUGAUUGGGCUGGAGAGCCGCAGCAUGCUGUUCAUCAGAAUAAAUUCACACACAGACACACAUACAAACACAUGCAUAACAACUAGUGCUUUUGGAACAUACAAUACUGCUAAUCCGAGCAGAAAGUGCCCAUACUUCUUCCAGAUUAAAUACUAUCCCUCAGAGUUGCAAUUUCCCUGCCGAGGGCCCUGUUGAAAAAUCACAGGAAUUAAAAAGAGCUGUACUCCUCACCAGCAUCUUCUCUCAGGGAACAGUCACAAAGCCUGUCUAAGAUGGCUAGGCUUACUGUGAUUAACAAACCUUAUGAAACCUUAUUUCAGAGAUCAUUUAGAUUGGAAUGAUGGGGGAGGAGCCUCAUGUUGUAAGGGACUGACUAUCUUUCCUCAAAUGUUUCAAUCUUCCAUCCAUGAUUAGCUGCAGUAGUUUAUUAGUCCAUGGAAGUGAGAUGCUGUUUUCUUCUGAUCCUUAUUCCUUUAUUGCACUGCUGAGAUUUGCUUAGAGCUUUAAAUGGCUUCCUUUUACAGCCUUUUCAAUGGGGAGACAGUGUAAUCAAAGUUACAUAUCAACUUACGGUAUAUAACACCAAAUCAAAUAUCAAGACGCAGCCUAUGAUGAACGGGGGAGCAGUCUUUGUGCACAGAACAUUGAGGGCUUUGAUCCUGAAUCAACAGACAUGUAAUUCAGUUAGACGAAGCUUCAGUAAUUAUCUAUCUAUAGCAAUUCUCUGCUGCACCGUCUGCUUUUCACUCUGCCAGACAAUAGACUUCACAGAAGAUAUUGCCCAGUCUAAGUGUCUUAUUUGGCUGCCAGUGUAUAAGGGGGGAAAGAGGCAUUCUCCGAUCAGCUAAUUGAGACCUCGAGGCACACGUUCAAUCAUUUAGGAAGAGUAAGAAGCCUCUAUAAGUGGCUCGGAGAAUCCCUAUCAGUCUCAGGAUACACAUGCAUACAGUAUACACGCAUACUGCGUAAUGCACACAGUGCCUUCCUGUAAUCCAUAAACGUGACAGAACUUGCUAAAUACUACACACGCUCUUGCAAAAUAGCACAAUGGACUAGAAAGAAAAUACAUUCAGUAUCCCAAAACGAUUAAUAUUUUAUUUCCAGAGAGGGGUAAUGUGGCCAUCACAGGGGGGAACGUGACUGUGCUGAAGGGGGAAGAGGUCCUGUUCCAGUGCCUGGCUGUAGGCUGGUACCCAGAGCCCAGUCUGACUUGGCUGGUGAACGGCAGAGAGGUGGACCAGGGUCAGUACAACAUCAGCACUGAAGGGCCUGUUGGUGUGGAUGGGCUCUACAACCUGACCAGUGAUCUCAGCGUCCAGGCAGCAGAGAGCUCUCAUGUGGAGUGCCUAGCCUCUGUCUCUGCCCUCCCCACGCCCCAGGCCAGCAGUGUGCGUCUGACUGUGGGUGAGAAACACAAACUCUCUCUCUCUCGCUCUCGCUCUCGCUCUUUCUCUCUACUCAGAGCUGGGGUUUGUCUAUGUCCAUAUAUUCAUCAGUGAAAGCAGACGGUGGGGGGUUGUUAUUGGUGAUGAGAGAAAUUACAAGAAAGGCAUUGCAAGAUAGACACAAGGCUUUUAUCACCAAUGAAGUGGAGCAAAGUGUUCCCAAUCUCUCUGAAGUCAUCCUACAUAAAUAGAGUAUUGGGAGCUGCAGGAUUUGGUUUGCUAACGGUGUUAUGUUGCAUACUGAGUUUCCCCUCUGUGGUUUGGGUAAUCUUAAAAUACAUUAAAUAGCGUAAACAAAAGACAGCAAACCCUGAUAAUAGACUGUAUCAAUUAAAAUAUUAAUUAAAGAAUGACAUUUUUCAGCUUCUUUGGGACUAAACCUCAUAAAUUACAUUAUUUGUUUAGUUGCAGAGGUGGUGGCGGAGAAUGUAUGCGACGACUGCACUGUUCUAAUUGCAGUAACUGCCUCAGUGGCCACCGUCCUCCUGCUCCUGCUACUGAGCAUCUGCAUUGUCCUCUGUUACAGACGGAGGAGAAGAGCAAGUAAGCACCUUUCUUUUCUUUUUAUAUGUCUCAGUGAAAAAUGUCCACCCCCCCGCCCUCACGAGAAUAAUGAUUAAAGUAUAAUGAAGGAGUUAGGCUGUCACACGCAGUGAUUCUGCAGUGUGCCCCACGCCUGCAUCGGCAAGGGCAUGGGUUUUUGAAUGCAUACAGAACUUCAACUGUCAGCAGAAUACUCCAGUUCUAAAGUGCUGGCUUUGGCCUAACCUCCCACCUGUCCAUAAAACACAGGAGCACCACCAUGGAGAGACAGUUGUCCAGGAGAGACACACUGGACAGAGCACCUCCUGGUGGUCACUCUAUGGAAAUGCAGUUAUUCUGUCACUAAGUAAGGAACACAGGUAGACAGACUCAUGAAUAUGGGUGAGAAUUACAUUAAGCAGGAGUUAGCCUAUCAUAUUGUUUAUUUUCCAUUUGCUAGGUUGAAUAAUCUGAGAGUUAUGUCAAUCAUCAAACAGUCUUAUGAUCUGGUGUUACAUAUACCAAGACCAAUUCAAAAUGACUCUAAUAGGGGCCACAAUCCACAAACAUGUCUCUGAAGUGACCCCAAAAAAUCUUCAACUUCCUACUCCUGGAAUUAAUGUCUUACUGGGUUACCAGCAGCCAGUGAAUAGAAGGUUUUGUGAGUCUUUGGCGGCUUUAGGAGUAGAGAUGGUUGGUGAGGAGUUUUUGGAGAGCCAUCUCAGAGGGGAUCGUUGUUGUGGGCGACGAGGCAGCCGUCUGGCUGUUUGUGUGUGAUAACAAAACCUGCCCCUGAGUCAUACAUUAGACUGCUCUAAUCCCUGUGACUGAUUCAGAUUAGUGCAAAUAAGGGCCAUUAUUUGGGAGCUGUAGGAUUAUCUUAAUAAGGCAGGUGUGCCCUCUUUAGUACAUUUACAGUAUUCACCCAAUAGUCUGGUAUCUUUUUCACUGUCCUUUAUUUUGUCCAGUUCCUUUCCCCCCGCUUUCCUUAUUGUAAAUCCCAGGAAGCAAAGCGUCAAAUCAACAUAAUCAGGAUUUUUCACAUUUAAGAAAAUGGUAUGGUUCCAAGUCAGUCCUGCUCUCUGUGAGCUAAUCCAACACACUAAAGAGUUAUGUGUGCAUUGCAAUUAUUUGAACAGAAUGGGGAUGAAAUAUAUUCACCUUAAUAACUUUGGACAGUAUGGGUUUAACAUAAAACAUAAAGACAGAGGCAAUUUCUCCUCCUGUAAAACCAGGAGGAGCCCGUCUGGUGUUCAACCUUCCCAAGUUCUCUCAUGUCACCCCGCUCCUCCGCACACUCCACUGGCUUCCAGUUGAGGCUCGCAUCUACUACAAGACCAUGGUGCUUGCCUACGGAGCUGUGAGGGGAACACCUCCUUACCUUCAGGCUCUGAUCAGACCCUACACCCAAACAAGGGCACUACGUUCAUCCACCUCUGGCCUGCUAGCCCCCCUACCUCUACGGAAGCACAGUUCCCGCUCAGCCCAGUCAAAGCUAUUUGCUGCUCUGGCACCCCAAUGGUGGAACAAGCUCCCCCACGAUGCCAGGACAGCGGAGUCACUGACCACCUUCCGGAGACACUUGAAACCCUACCUCUUUAAGGAAUACCUGGAAUAGUAUAAAAGUAAUCCCCCCCCCCAUUAAAAAAAAAAAGAAGAAAAAAAAAGAAAUGGUUGUCCCACUGGCUAUCAUAAGUUGAAUGCACCAAUUUGUAAGUCGCUCUGGAUAAGAGCAUCUGCUAAAUGACGUAAAUGUAAAUGUAAAAGAGUCUGGUUUAUCCUUCUCCUGGGCCGGCACCAUCUGUACCACCAUUGUUAUAGAAUAGUUUUGGCUCUGGCCAGGGCCUUGGGCUAAGAAAGAUAAUGAUGUUGUGUAAUAAUAUUCAUUAACAAUAAGCUCAGGCUUUCAUUCUAACAUUUCUAAAGUGACCUCAGGCUACAGUGAGUGUGUGCUGGCCCAAAACGAGUGAACGCUGCAUUUACAGCUGUCAUACAUACACUCUUAGAAAAAAAGGUGCCAUCUAGAACCUUAAAGGGUUCUUCGGCUGUCCCUAUAGAAGAACCCUUUGAAGAACCCUUUUUGGUUGCAGAUAGAACCCUUUCUUCAUGGAACCCAAAAGGGUUCUACCUGAAACUAAAAAGGGUUUUACCUGGAACCAAAAAGGGUUCUCAUAUAGGGACAGCUGAAGAACCCUUUUGGAACCCUUUUUUCUAAGAAUGUAUUUUGGAGCUUCAGACACUGAGCAAACUAAAUGAUGCUGUGGUCUAUGCAACCACAAGCAAGGUCAGGAUUACUGUAUUGGUCCAGAUUGAGCAUUGAGACAGUGAAAAUCCUGGAUGAUAGCCAUAAUGUAAGAUCACAUAAGAUCAUGACUGUUGUAUUUUUCUGUAUUUGGUUGUCUUUCAGAAUCAAGCCAACCGGAGGCAAUAAGGUGAGUGUUUGAUGCUCUUUGUGCCGUUCUUUCUAACCUCUCAACCUGCUUGUUAAUGUGGGAUUAUACAAUGUUUGAAAAGGUACAGACCUUGGUGUUUCUUUUAUUGGCGAGAGCUGACAAAUUAAAAUACAGGAUCAAAUGUGGCUACUUUAGAGGAUGUGACUAACCAUCCAUAAAACCAUUUAUGGAAAACAUUUGUGAGAGGGAACUAAUACAGUCUCAUCCUAUUGAUUCAAAAUUCCAUUAGUCCUUUACACAAGUUACUGCUGGGUCUCAGCAUAAAUCUUAGUAAAUAAGUCAACCCAAAGGCAUGUAUUUAUAUGGCUCUGAGUCUGCCUUGUGUCUGAGAAGAGACUGGGAUUUUAUAGUUAAUUAAAAUAAAGAAUUUAGAAUAAUUAUUUGGAACAUUAGAUGGUUAUUAGAUUAUAACAUCCACUUUAAGAUUGAAACUCUAGUUUACUCAAAAAUAUACACAUGGCAGUCAAUGCAGUCAAUUAAACAGAAAUACAUGGAUAUUACAAUACAUACACAAUAACACUUUCAAGUUGAAAUCACAAGUGAAAUUCAUGACAGUAUGUACAGUCAGGAGACUCAAAAUAAUUUGCAUAGGUAUAGAAUGGGCGACUUUUUAUAUCUCUCAGUCCUGGCCUGUUGAAUUGAAAGCAGGUGUGUACUGCGAAUGGAGCUGCCUGACACUUGUCCUCGGCAGGCAGGUAACCAGUCUCUGAAGGGGGACUUGAAGCAAAGGCACAGUUUCUCUCUUUUCUCAUGAAGUGAGGGCAGUGAUAGUGACGUCAGAGCAUUGUUGUAUCCAGGAUAUGCCGUGCCAAGGAUGAUUCUGCAAGUAUGCUUCUGUAUUGGUCAGAGAGGGCUUGAGUCAAGGAGCUGUGCCAAGCUGGUGCUGCAUUCUCUAGGCAGGGUCAAACAUAGCUAGUAGAUAACGUUUUAUACCAUUUGUCAGCAGUUUUAAUGUCCCUAAUGAUACCAUUCCACUAUUGAAGCAGUGAACACGCUGACUUAAGAGUGGUUAAGUCUAAAUAAAUUGAAUAAUGAUAUGGCUCUUUUUUUUUCAUAGGUAUCAGCGCAUUACAUUGGGGAAAAAACACUAAAGCCUGUACACUGCAGUCACAAGACAAGACAAUUGAUAGGACCAACAUAAAGCUCACAAAACUGUUGCUUCUUUCAAGGUUGCACCAUUUUCCUGCUGUAGGAAACUGGCUCAAAUUAAGAUCCUACAUCUGUAGGAAUAGGUCAUAUUUUCCAUUGGGCUUUUCCUCUGGGUUUCCACAGGAUAGACGAAUCAGAGAGCGGGAGAAGCUCUAUUGCCGAGGCAACAGGAGGGAAGGUCAACCUGGGAUACACAACAGAGGGCCACUCAGGUGAGAGUCAGGGUGACAAAUACCCCUUCUCCUCAUUAGGACACAUUAUCUUCAACAUCUAAUGAGAUUAGUGUGGUAGGUAAGCAUAGAAAAUCAGAAUGGAUAGGCUAUUGUAUUUUAUCUGUUAUUUUUAGAAUUUAGUAUUUUUUAGUAUUAUAGGCUACUAACAGCAUUAGAGGCUAUAAUUGACAAUGAUGUAAUCAUAAUGCCAUGUUCUAUGUUGGAGCCGCUGUACUAUACUUCCCCUGAGCAUACAGUGUGGUACAGUGAAAUGGUCAGAGGGGAUGUCAGGUCAGGUAAACGCCUGUUCUCACUCGACAGACGCUGGCCGCAGUGACCUCAUCGUCACUGGGGGAACCCACAGCCAGAUGAGGUCCAUCAGAGCUCACAAGGUAAGGAGAGAGAGAGAGAGCAACUUACCGCAGCUGAAUAAUGCAGAGUCAGUCUCCAUACUGCAGCCGGAGCCCCUGACACCUCCCAGGCUCUCACAUUGACGGGGACAGCAGGGAUCCUCCCCUGGCCGGGGGACAGCUAACUUUCAAUGGCUGCAAUCGAAAUGGCAUCCUAUUCACUCUAGAGUGCACUAGUUUUGACCAGGGCCCAUGAUUCACUCAUAAUGAACCUACUGUACUGUAUAUGAUAACAGUCUAACCAACUGACUGUUCAAAAUGUGAUUUGCUGGAUAUAUAGAUUAAAGUUAGUUGUCAAUAAUAUAUUGUAUAUUAGUUCAUCAAUGUUGAUGAGCUAAUGGAGCUUCUUAGAUGCUUUUAUAAAGAUUGUUAAGAAAUAACACCAGUAACUGAUUGGAAUAUUGAUCAAAGGAAUGUUCAGAGUUGUUGCAUGAUCAGUAAUGGUGAUGGGAGAACGAUAUGGCAACCACACUCUCCUUGCCUUGUUCUUCAAGUAGCUUUACACAAGGUCAGAAGUUCAACUGUCACAAAAUAUUCACCUUUUGUUCUAUAUUCCAGAUCCCAGAUGUUGUCUCUUCCAGUAACUUCUCGCUAAACACUAGUCAGAGUAAUGUCCCAACUGACCACAGUGGAGAUGGCUCCAAGAACGUUAGAAGAGUGACUACGGUGUGA